AUGAAUCAUUUGCCCACCCUCGAAGUACCAGUACGUGGGCGACUUCUGUUGUUAUACUUAGCAUCAAAUUCCCAGGCAAUAGGAGCUUUGCUGGCACAGGAAGACAACCAGGGGAAUAAGCAGCCUAUUUACUAUGUAAGCAGGACACUCAAGUAUAUCGAGACCAGGUACCCCAUAAUAGAGAAAGCCUGCCUAGUAAUCAUCUACGCGUCCCAAAGGCUAAAAAGGUACUUCUCAACUCAUCAAAUCCUUUUGGUGACCAAGUCCCACCCCAUAAAGGCACUCCUACACCAGCCCCUUCUCACGGGAAGAAUAGCACAAUGGCUAGUCUUGCUCUCUCAAUAUGAUAUAGGCAUCAGAACUCCCAAAACUGUCAAAAGUCAGGCCAUAGCAGAUCUGCUGGCUCAAUUCCCGGGAAAGGAGGAAGGCCCACUAAGUGAAGAAAUCCCUGGUGAGGUGGCAGUAACAGAGAUCCCAGGAAAGAAAUGGACCAUGAAGUUUGACAGGUCAGCUACGACAACUUCAAAUGGGGUAGGAAUCGUACUAAGCUGUGAAAAUGGGGACACCAUACCCUUGUCUUUCAAGCAUGGUUUCUUGUGCUCUAAUAACGCAGCAGAAUAUGAGGCGUACUUAACCGGGCUGACUAUAGCACUCAGUAUAGGAGUAAAGCAUAUGAGAGUGUUGGGAGAUUCCAAUCUUGUAGUUUCCCAAGUGAAAGAUUGGCGAGUUCCAUUCAUAGAAUACCUGGCUAAGGGGAUCCUGCCAACUGACAGGACACUAGCCCACCAACUCAAGAAACUAGCGGAUAGGUAUUUCCUGCAAAACGACAUCUUAUUCAAACAAGGAUACAAUGAGGAUCCCCUAAGGUGCCUAGGACCAAAAGAAGCUAGAGAAGUAGUCAGGGAAGUUCAAUCUAGUGAUUGUGAGAGUCACCCGGGGAAAAGAAGGCUGUACAAGCAAUUAUUGUUGUUAGGAUACUACUGGCCAACAAUGAAAAGUGACUCUGAGGAGCUAGUCAAAACAUACUACGCCUGCCAAGUCCUGGGAGAUGCAAUUCACACUCACCUAAAUGUUCUACAGGAUAUGAUGACACUAUGGCCUUUUCACACUUGGGGGCUUGAUCUCACAGGGCCUAUAAGCCCUCCAUCCAAUGGUUACAUAUGGAUCUUGGUAGCCACCAAGUACUUUACAAAAUAG
Molecule: messenger RNA, 1197 nt
Organism: Quercus robur (English oak)
Lineage: Eukaryota; Viridiplantae; Streptophyta; Magnoliopsida; Fagales; Fagaceae
Exons: 2
Coding region: 1-1197 (398 amino acids)
Molecular function (GO): RNA-DNA hybrid ribonuclease activity; nucleic acid binding
Source: RefSeq, a predicted model, not a curated record